This is a messenger RNA of Rangifer tarandus platyrhynchus (Svalbard reindeer), 459 nucleotides long. The record is from the annotation of a GenBank genome assembly. NCBI's taxonomy places the organism in Eukaryota, Metazoa, Chordata, Mammalia, Artiodactyla, Cervidae.
AUGGAGGCCGUGCUGAACGAGUUGGUGUCUGUGGAGGACCUGCUGAAAUUUGAAAGGAAAUUUCAGUCUGAGAAGGCAGCAGGCUCGGUGUCCAAGAGCACGCAGUUUGAAUAUGCCUGGUGCCUGGUGCGAAGCAAGUACAACGACGACAUCCGUAAAGGCCUUGCUCUGCUGGAGGAGCUGCUGCCCAAAGGGAGCAAAGAGGAGCAGCGGGAUUACGUCUUCUACCUGGCCGUGGGGAACUACCGACUCAAGGAAUAUGAAAAGGCCCUAAAGUAUGUGCGAGGGCUGCUGCAGACGGAGCCGCAGAACAACCAGGCCAAAGAAUUGGAACGGCUCAUUGACAAGGCCAUGAAGAAAGAUGGACUAGUGGGCAUGGCCAUCGUUGGAGGCAUGGCCCUGGGCGUGGCGGGACUGGCUGGACUCAUUGGACUUGCUGUGUCCAAGUCCAAAUCCUGA